Molecule: messenger RNA, 3161 nt
Organism: Notolabrus celidotus (New Zealand spotty)
Lineage: Eukaryota; Metazoa; Chordata; Actinopteri; Labriformes; Labridae
Gene: hsd17b4
Product: hydroxysteroid (17-beta) dehydrogenase 4
Exons: 25
Coding region: 115-2328 (737 amino acids)
Molecular function (GO): oxidoreductase activity
Source: RefSeq, a predicted model, not a curated record
GUUAGUGCGGAAGUGGAACUUCUGGAAGUUCACCCUGCUGUAUCAGGACGCUGGUGUUGGUCUUUCGCCUCCUUGCCAUUAGUGUGCAGAAAUAGAGAAUAACAUCUCACAGGAAUGGCUUUGUCUUUCGAGGGAAGAGUCGUUCUCGUCACUGGGGCCGGAGGAGGCCUCGGCAAAGAAUAUGCACUGGCUUUUGCUGAAAGGGGUGCCUCAGUUGUAGUGAAUGACCUUGGGGCAGACACUAAAGGGGGCGGAAAGAGUUCUGCAGCUGCUGAUAAGGUGGUGGAGGAGAUAAGAGCGAAGGGAGGCAAGGCUGUGGCAAACUAUGAUUCUGUAGAGGAUGGAGAAAAACUGAUCCAAACAGCACUGGAUACAUUUGGAAGAAUAGAUAUUGUUGUAAACAAUGCUGGGAUUCUUCGUGACAGAUCGUUUGCCAGGACGAGUGAUUUGGACUGGGACCUGAUUCACAGAGUGCACUUGAGAGGAUCCUUCUUGGUGACUCGAGCGGCCUGGAAUCACAUGAAAAACCAAAAGUUUGGCAGAAUCAUCAUGACAGCUUCAGCCGCAGGCAUCUAUGGUAACUUCGGCCAGGCCAACUACAGCGCUGCCAAGCUGGGCAUGCUGGGCCUUUCAAACACCUUGGCCAUUGAGGGGAGGAAGAACAACAUCCACUGCAACACUAUUGCUCCUGUAGCUGGGUCGCGCCUCACAGAGACGGUCAUGCCCCCAGAUCUGGUGGCGUCUCUGAAGCCUGAGUAUGUUGCUCCAAUGGUCCUCUGGCUCUGUCAUGAACAAUGCCAAGAAAAUGGAGGUCUGUUUGAGCUCGGUGCAGGCUGGGUUGGUAAAUUGCGCUGGGAGCGUUCUCAGGGCUGCACUGUGAGACAAAAGAACCAGCCCAUGACUCCUGAGGCUGUUAGAGACCAGUGGGACAAAAUCUGUGAUUUUACAGAUGCCACCAAGCCAAACAAUAUACAAGAGUCUCUACAGUCAGUUGUGAGCGUGCUGUCUCAAGUGGAGUCUGAAGGAGAAGUCGACGCCAAUCCAACAGCUGCUCUAGCACCUGCAGCGUCUACUUCAGGGAUCAAUCCUGCUGAAGCAAUAGGACAAAAGAUACCAUCGACCACAUUCAGCUUCAGCCAUGUUCAGUGUAUCCUCUACGCUUUGGGGGUCGGCAUGUCCACUCAGGACCCAGACCAUCUAAGGUUCCUGUAUGAAGGCCAUUCAGAAUUCAGCGCCCUACCCACCUUUGGGGUCAUUCCAUCCCAGGCAGCCAUGAUGGAAGGUGGCCUGAGCUCAGUCCCCGGACUCGACAUUGAUUUCACACAGGUGCUGCAUGGAGAGCAGUAUCUGGAGAUGCUCAAACCCUUACCGACUUCAGGUACACUGACCUCUGAGGCCACAGUAGCAGACGUGUUGGACAAAGGAUCUGGAGCCAUAAUCCUCCUGGAUGUAAACACCUACAGUGGCAACGAGUUGAUUUGCUACAACCAGUUUUCAGUGUUUGUGGUCGGAGCCGGAGGGUUUGGAGGGAAGAGAACUUCUGAGAAAGCCAAGGCCGCUUUGCCUCCACCUAAUCGAGCACCAGAUGCUGUGGUGAUUGAUUCCACCACAAAAGACCAAGCAGCCUUGUACCGUCUGAGCGGAGACUGGAACCCUCUCCAUAUAGACCCUGACUUUGCAGCAAUGGGAGGCUUCAAGGCUCCCAUCCUGCACGGCUUGUGCUCGUUCGGCUUUGCUGCGAGACACGUCCUCAAGCACUUCGCCGGAAAUGACCCCUCCAGAUUCAAGGCUAUCAAGGUUCGCUUUGUGAAGCCGGUGAUGCCGGGUCAGUCACUGCAGACUGAGAUGUGGAAGGAAGGCAACAGAAUUCACAUUCAGUGCAAAGUGAAGGAGACGGAUGCUGUUGUGCUAUCUGGAGCCUACGUGGAUUUACAUGGCUCAUCGGAGGCUUCUCCAGAAGAUCUUCCUCAAGGAGCAAGCCUUCAGAGUGAGCUGGUGUUCGCAGAGAUUGGUCGUCGUAUCAAAGACUUGGGCCCGGAGCUGGUGAAAAAGGUGAAUGCUGUGUUCGGCUGGGAGAUCACUAAAGAUGGCAAGAGCUCUGCAGAGUGGACUAUCGAUCUGAAGAAUGGCUCUGGCUCUUUGCACAAAGGCCCUUACAGCGGAAAGGCGGAUGUGACCCUUACACUGUCUGAUGAAAACUUCAUGGAGGUGGUGCAAGGGAAACUCAACCCUCAGAAGGCAUUCUUCUCCGGCAAGCUGAAGGUUAGAGGCAACAUCAUGCUGAGUCAGAAGCUGGAGGUCAUUCUGAAGGACUAUGCCAAGCUGUGAGCUCCACAAACGACCAAUCAGGCAACUCCAGGAACCAACCAGCUCUCUCUCUCUCUCUCUCUCUGUCUGUCUGCUCCUCUCAUCCUGAUCUGUGUCUGUGUACUUACAUGGUUUCCCUCUCAAGGGAGAGGCAUGAAGAAAUGACCCAGUAAUGAUUGUACUACUUCAGGAUGAGCUCUGUCACUUAAAUGAACUUUCAUUGUAAUCAUACUAUGUACAAAGGCUCCUGAAUAAAAGAGAGGUUUGCUUUGUUGUAACACACAGAUCCAGAUCCAGCAUGUGCUUGUACAACUAGGAGGAAGGAUCAGGCUCUAAACACAGACUGGAGAAUACACAUUGACGUCAUUUCGGCAGGUUGAAGUUCACUUUGUCCUCAUGGUCUGUCCUCCCUAAAUGUGCACUUCCAACAUGAGCCUUUAAAGUUAACUUCAAGGUUGAAUAACAGUUUGUAAAUACAACUAAAUACAAUUAUAAAAAACAAAGUAUAAAAAUGAUUUAGUACAAUGAAACAAAGCAGAAAUAAACGUCCACUUAAUUAGUCUCAACAAGUGUUGAUUAGAGGGAAUCAUGAUUCUGCCUUACUCUGGAUAAAUGCCCUAGAGGAAGAGAAAACACUGAUCAUCUAAAUCUGCCUGAGUGCAAAAUUAUUUUUGUGUUUUUUUUAAAAUUAUAAUCUAAAACUAAUUCUUCAGUCUGUUUAGUCAGAAACUGUUAUCCAUCCAAAUUAUUUUUAACACUUAAACAAUGAAGAGUUUACGACACAUCUCACUACAAUUUGUAUGUCACUGUUAUGAAAUCUAAUGGUUUAAUAUAAUAAAGUAUUCAGAUUACAA